CUCAGCGCCCUUGGGCCAAGAGUCGCUUCCCAGCCUCGCCCAUUCUGCUCCUUUGCCCCUGACCCUUCCCUGCAUCGGCCAUCGCUUCGUUUCCACCCGGUCCAGCUCAACCUGCCUGACUCGACCCAGUUCGAUUGAGUCCUGCCCUGCCCUAUCCAGCCCUAUCCAGUCCACCUCAAUCCAGCCCAGUUCACGCCACCCACUCGCAUCAGCAUGCCUUCGACUGCCGCAUCGAAGCGGCAUCGUCCCCGCAAACCCGUCUCCGUCUCAUCGCCCCGUCGUCCCGCUCGCUCGUCUGCCCUACCGAGCGCCAAGGCCCACUUUCCCUCGCUCGGCGAUUCGGCCGUACUGUCUGACGGAUCCGGCUCCUCCACCGACGAGGACGACCUCGACUUUCCGCUGCUCAAGCACCGGCACUCUGCUACGGAUUCCGCGGAGACCACGCCUGUCGUCGACGCCGAUGGCGAUCCCAUGCAUACUUAUGCCGAGGACCAACCCGAGCCCGCCAGCUACAAGCGAUUCAGCUCGUCGCAGCUCAAGGCCAAGGUCAUGAAGGGCAGCCUGAGCGCCCGGAGAAGCAUUAUGCACGCCCUCACUCGGUGGCCGUUGCUGCUCUUUGUCUUUUGCGCCGUCCUGAUCGACCUGAUCUUCUACAUCACCGUCCGCAACUGGGUGUCAUGGUGGGAGUAUCUCGUCACUUGGCGCGGGCACAAACGCCAGGUCCACGACCGUAUCCACAAGGCUCGCCAGUUUGAAGAGUGGGAGUCGGCCGCCAAGGAGCUCGACGAUAUCAUGGGCAACGACGAGUGGAAGAAGGAGAAGGAGUGCUCCUACUAUGACUACAAGCUCAUCGAUAAGAUCUCCCGAAGGCUCCGCCGGCACCGACUCUCUGGCACUCCCGGUGCCGCCAGGGAGAUGCGCAAGAUCCUGCAGCACUCGGCCUGCAAAGCCAACAUCGGUGGCAUCGAAAACGAGACGCUGUACUCGCGGACCUACCUGGGCACCAAGAGCCUGGUCGAAGAGUUUGUCGCCGAGGUGCUUGCCUCGCUCGAGUUUGUUGUCCAGUCCGAGGAUCUGUCGCUGGAGGAGAAGCGCAUCUUUCUCAAGUCGGCCUCGCGCACAUACGGCAAGACGGCAUUCUGUCUCAGCGGAGGCGCUACAUUCGGAUACUACUCAUUGGGCGUUGUGAAGGCAUUGCACGAACACGACCUGCUGCCGAACGUCAUCACCGGCACUAGUGCCGGUAGCUUGGUUGCCGCCAUGAUCUGCACCCGGACCGACGACGAGCUCCGCAGCGAAAUCUUCACCCCGGACCUCUACAGACACUUGAGGCCGUGCUCCGACUCGGUGUGGACCCGCACCAAGCGCUUCUGGACAACCGGCUCGAUGUUCAACUCGCAGGAUUGGUAUGAGAAGGUCAAGUGGAUCACCAAGGGCCACUUGACCUUCAUGGAGGCCUACAAGCGCACCGGCCGCGUGCUCAACAUUGCCGUCGUUGCCACAGAGCCGCACUCGCCCCCGAAGCUCCUCAACUACAUUACGGCGCCCGAUGUUAUCAUUUCCUCGGCUAUCCUCGCCUCGGCCGCCAUCCCGGGCAUCCUCGACGCCGUGGAGCUCAUCAGCAAGACCGAGAAGGGUGACUAUGUGCCCUUCCGCGGUGUCGGCAAGCGAUGGCGCGAUGGCUCGCUCCGGACGGAUAUCCCCGAGCGCGAGCUGCACCAGCUCUUCAACAUCAACUACACGAUCGUGAGCCAGUGCAAUCCGCAUAUCCUUGUGUUCUUUUACCAGGGCCGCGGAAGCCCGGGCUAUCCAGUCGCUCACCGUCACGGCCGCGGAUGGCGCGGCGGCUUCCUCGCCUCGGCGAUCAUCCAGCACUUCAAACUCGACCUGCUCAAGUGGCUCCGGCUCCUCCGAGACCUCGAUCUGCUGCCCAAAGUGAUGGGCACGGACCUGUCGCGUCUCUGGCUCCAGCGCUUCGAGGGCUCGGUCACCAUUCUGCCCCAGCCCAUUCUCGAAGACUACCUGUGCAUUCUCACAGACCCGACCCGCGACCGCAUGGUGCGGUAUCUCAGCCACGGCCAGGUGCGGUGCUGGCCCAAGCUCCACAUGAUCAGCAACCGGCUCCGGAUCGAGCAACUACUGCGAAGGCUUGGCAAACAGCUCUCUGCGCGCACCGGCGCCACGAGUGGCAAGCCGGCAGACCUUGAACUCGAAGCUGGGGCUCGCCCUGUUGCGGCAUCGCACAGACCGGGAUCAUCGGCCAACUGCAACAGCAUCAGCUCGAUCGAGUCGGUGCAGUGGGACCACAAGCCUGCCCCUCCCAGCCCCGUCGAGAACGAGUGGAGCAGCGACGACGACUACUGGUGGAACAGCUGAGCACGGCCAACGCUUGCAAUCCGCGGCUCAGCGCCCCCCCCCCGCGAUCCCCACCCGUCUGUUCCUACGAGC
Molecule: messenger RNA, 2448 nt
Organism: Polychytrium aggregatum
Lineage: Eukaryota; Fungi; Chytridiomycota; Chytridiomycetes; Polychytriales
Product: patatin-like phospholipase domain-containing protein c
Exons: 8
Coding region: 214-2376 (720 amino acids)
Biological process (GO): lipid metabolic process
Molecular function (GO): triacylglycerol lipase activity
Source: RefSeq, a predicted model, not a curated record